Molecule: messenger RNA, 1065 nt
Organism: Knipowitschia caucasica
Lineage: Eukaryota; Metazoa; Chordata; Actinopteri; Gobiiformes; Gobiidae
Source: the annotation of a GenBank genome assembly
AUGAGGAGGACAAAGAGGAGGUGGACAAGGAGGAGGACAAAGGAGGAGGACAAGGAGGAGGACGAGGACAAGGAGGAUGAGGAGGACAAAGAGGAGGAGGACAAGGAGGAGGACAAAGAGGAGGACAAAGAGGAGGAGGACAAGGAGGAUGGCGAGGAAAAGGAGGAUGAGGAGGACAAGGAGGACAAGCAGGAGGAGGAGGACAAAGAGGAUGAGGAGGAGGACAAAGAGGAUGAGGAGGAGGACAAAGAGGAUGAGGAGGAGGACAAAGAGGAUGAGGAGGAGGACAAAGAGGAUGAGGAGGAGGACAAAGAGGAUGAGGAGGAGGACAAGGAGGAGGAGGAGGACAAGGAGGAGGAGGAGGACAAGGAGGAGGAGGAGGACAAGGAGGAGGACGAGGAGGACAAAGAGGAGGAGGACAUGGAGGAGGAGGACAAGGAGGAAGGGGCGGACAAGGAGGAGAAGGACAAGGAGGAGAAGGAUGACGAGGACAAGGAGGAGGAUGAGGAGGACAAGGAGGAGGAGGACAAGGAGGAGGAGGCGGACAAGGAGGAGGAGGAUGACGAGAAGGAGGAGGACAAGGAGGAAGGGGCGGACAAGGAGGACAAGGAGGAUGAUGAGGAGGACAAGGAGGAGGACAAAGAGGAGGAGGACAGGAGGAGGACAAGGAGGAGGAGGACAAGGAGGAGGAGGCGGACAAGGAGGAGGAGGAUGACGAGAAGGAGGAGGACAAGGAGGAGGAAAAGGAGGAGGACAAGGAGGAUGAGAACAAGGAGGAUGAGGAGGACAAGGAGGAAGAGGACAAGGAGGAGGACAAAGAGGAGGAGGACAAGGAGGAGGAGGACAAGGAGGAGGACAAAGAGGAGGAGGAGGAGGACAAAGAGGAGGAAGAGGUCCUCACAUUACACGUGUUACAGACCUCACAUUACACCUGUGUUACAGACCUCACACUACACCUGUGUCACAGACCUCACAUUACACCUGUGUUACAGACCUCACAUUACACCUGUGUUACAGACCUCACAUUACACCUGUGUUACAGACCUCACAUUACACCUGGGUUAG